Molecule: messenger RNA, 1197 nt
Organism: Nanorana parkeri
Lineage: Eukaryota; Metazoa; Chordata; Amphibia; Anura; Dicroglossidae
Gene: EGFL7
Product: EGF like domain multiple 7
Exons: 11
Coding region: 342-1184 (280 amino acids)
Biological process (GO): anatomical structure development
Cellular component (GO): cell surface; extracellular region
Molecular function (GO): signaling receptor binding; calcium ion binding
Source: RefSeq, a predicted model, not a curated record
GUAACACUGCGGAGGCUUUAAGGCAGAUAUGGGUUGUGGCAGGAGGAGAACAACAUCCACCAUCCAUUGGCACCAUGAGGUGGCGGAUACAGGCACAGCCAUGGGUCCUGCAAGUCAAGGCCACCAACCGCCAAGCAUCAUGGAAACUCCAUAGCCAAAAGAACACCAGUCUCUCUCCUCUCCCAGCAGUGACAUGAGAAGCGCCGGGGCUGGCGGGAUGCCGGGAAAGUUGGUGGGAAAAUAAAAGGAAUUCCUUUCGCAGAGUUUCGUGGAAGCAGCUGAGAGUGGAAAACGGUGAAUUCAUUCUUCAUCCACAACAAUUCCCAGCGGGGGGACACAGAAUGUGGGCGAUCGGCUGCUUGCUGACGACAAGUAUGAUAAUCCUGGGAGCGACGGGCACAGAUCACUUCUACCGCUCAGGGCGCAGAGUAUGCUCAUCCGGCGCUCAGGCGGGAGUCAUGUCUGUGACGCAAUCUUUCGUCCAGCCUGUUUACCAUCCACUGAUCACACUCUGCGAGGGGCAUCGUGUCUGCAGCACCUACAGGACUACGUACAAGAUUGCAUACAGACAAGUGAUGAAGAAGACGCCUCUUCCGCUGUACACGUGCUGCCCGGGUUGGAAACGGAUGGACAGCCACAUGCCGGGGUGUAAUAAAGUGGGAUGCAGAGUUCAGAUAAACAAUGGAGGAACGUGUAUCGGAUACAACAAGUGCAAAUGUUCCACGGGCUGGAGGGGAGACCUCUGCCAGACAGAUGUGGAUGAGUGCACAAUGGGAAGCCAUCAGUGUGCACAAACAUGCAUGAACACUGCCGGAAGCUUCCACUGUGGGUGCCAGGAAGGAUUCCAUCUGUUGGAGGACGGGAGGUCAUGUGACAAAUUGGAGAAGCCAGCAGCCACACAGCCGCCUCUACUACCUCCGGUAGUGAAUGUAACUGGUAAGUCCAAGUCCGUCAAGGAGGAUAUACAAGAACUGAGGAACAAAAUUGAAGUGCUAGAGCAGAAACUUCAGCUGGUUUUGGCUCCAUUUCACAGUCCAUCAACCUCGUCACCAGAGGACAUCCUGGGCCCCAUCACACUUCUGACACACUCCUUCCAGCAGCUGGACAGGAUAGACUCGCUCAGCGAACAGAUCUCUUUCUUGGAGGAACGGCUGGAGACGUGCUCCUGUAAGAAUGAACUUUGACCACCAUGGCCCA